UUCCUUAGAAACAUGUAUUGAAUAGGCCACGGCUGGGGCGGUAGUUCCGCUUCCCCUUCGCCGUAGCGGAAUUAUCCAAGGGCCGAAAAGUUGCAUUGUAAAUAGUUGUAGCCACGUUUUUACUAAGUUAUUUGUACGCGUUGCGUGCCACCAAGGCCCCCAUGUAACAGAAAAGGGUACUUUAAACGGAUUUACAACCAUUUACCAAGCCGUCGAGGACCGGGAGUCAAGUUAUAACGUUACUCAAGUUUAGCUGGUGUGGACUCUCCGGUACCACUUGGUGCUUCUGCUCUCUACUGCAGUCAUUUUCACCACAUCCCCCUGUAGCACAUGAGCACACCUGCGCCUCAUGCUGAUGUGAGCGCUCCCCCUCUGUUUGCCAUCCUCGCCCGCCGUGUUCCCCUGUCUUCUUAGCCCUGUGAGGCUCACAACGACCUGUAGUGAUGUGUGAUAACGGAGACCCUGAGGAUAAACCCCCCGCCCCUCCGGUCAGGGUGAGCAGCACCAUCUUUAGCACCAGCUCUGGCAAAGACUCCCUCUCAGCCAACCACAGCUCUAAACCCCUGCCUUCUGUGCCUGAGGAGAGAAAACCUCGCCACAAGAUCAUCUCAAUCUUCUCUGGGGCUGAAAAGGGUGGAAGAAAGAAAGAUCGAGACAAAGAGCGACCAGAGAUCUCGCCACCUUCAGAUUUUGAGCACACCAUACAUGUUGGGUUUGAUGCUGUCACGGGGGAGUUCACUGGUAUGCCAGAGCAAUGGGCUCGACUACUCCAGACCUCAAACAUCACCAAGUCAGAGCAGAAGAAAAACCCACAGGCUGUACUCGACGUUCUUAAGUUCUACGACUCUACGGGCAACGGUCGUCAGAAGUACCUCAGCUUCUCUUCUUCUGAAAAAGAUGCAUUCACUCCGGGGCCUCAGUCUCCUGUCAAGAAAGGCAGUGAACCCUCUUCUCCAAAUAUCAGAGACAUCGACGAUGACGACGACGAUGAAACUCCUCCUCCUGUUGUGGCACCGAGACCAGAACACACAAAGAGUGUGUAUACUCGCUCUGUUAUUGACCCCCUCCCUGCCCCGAGCACGUGUCCGGACGGAGAAAGUGCCUCCAAGGCUGCAGACAGACAGAAAAAGAAGGGCAAGAUGUCGGAUGAGGAGAUCAUGGACAAACUGAGAACGAUAGUCAGCAUCGGAGAUCCUAAGAAGAAGUACACCAGAUAUGAAAAAAUUGGUCAGGGGGCUUCAGGAACAGUAUUCACAGCCAUUGAUGUUGCCACAGGACAGGAGGUUGCCAUCAAACAGAUCAACCUACAAAAGCAGCCAAAGAAGGAGCUGAUCAUCAAUGAGAUUCUAGUGAUGAAGGAGUUGAAGAACCCCAAUAUCGUCAACUUUUUAGACAGUUUCCUGAUGGCCGAGGAGCUGUAUGUGGUGAUGGAGUAUCUGGCUGGCGGCUCGCUGACGGAUGUGGUAACAGAGACCUGUAUGGAUGAGGCCCAGAUAGCCGCUGUCUGCCGAGAGUGUUUACAGGCGUUGGAGUUCCUGCAUGCGAACCAGGUCAUUCACAGAGACAUCAAAAGUGACAAUGUGUUACUCGGGAUGGAUGGCUCUGUCAAGCUGACCGAUUUUGGCUUCUGUGCCCAGAUCACUCCAGAGCAGAGUAAACGCAGCACCAUGGUAGGCACGCCUUACUGGAUGGCUCCUGAGGUGGUGACCAGGAAGGCCUAUGGGCCUAAAGUAGACAUUUGGUCACUGGGUAUCAUGGCCAUUGAGAUGGUUGAAGGAGAGCCUCCCUACCUGAACGAGAACCCACUACGAGCAUUAUACUUGAUUGCCACAAACGGCACACCCGAGCUUCAGAACCCAGAGAAGCUGUCCCCGGUCUUCAGAGACUUCCUCAACCGUUGCUUGGAAAUGGAUGUAGAGAAAAGAGGCGGAGGCAAAGAGCUGCUGCAGCAUCCGUUCCUGAAGCUGGCGAAGCCCCUCUCCAGUCUCACACCUCUCAUCCUGGCAGCCAAGGAAGCCAUGAAGGGCAACCGCUAGCUGAUGAAGCAAGCUACCCUGCCUUCCCAUGCUGUGCACACAUACGUGCCAACCAUUUAGAUUUUGUGCCAGACAAUAGGCUGAGAAGGACUUUCCACUCUUGAUGCACCAGCCUAAUAAGCCCUGACAAACCUCACUGUGAAGAAGACCAAAAAUACAGAGCACAACUCCACCGCUGUCCAUAUGAACUCUGUCCUCAUGUCAGAAGACAAGUCAAACUAAAGGGCUUAGCUUCAGAGUCGGGCAUAGUUAUUUUGUACAACAAAUCUCUUGGUGAUAAGUUAGGGCUAGGCUUGUAAUUUAACUCGGAAUGAACAAGAUGCCUAGUUCUAUUUAGUUUUUUUUUAAUCAACUGCCUUAAAGAAAUGCAGAAUGUUGCCUAAUGUAUUGUUGAUUGUGUCAAUGUAUUUCCUCCCAUGAUUUUACUACCUUUUUUGUAAUUGACCUUUUCAGCAUGUCAGUGUCUUAGUGAUUUUGAUACUUGAAUUUCAUAUGCGUCCCCCUUCUUGUUAUGUAGUUGGUCUCACUCAAUGAACACUCUUGCUAUUUCCACAUUGACUCGUGUUUUAUGGAUAUUUUCUCUUAGCGGUUUUAUAGGAAACAUUUCAGUACAUUCUUCAUCAUGAAGGUGUGCUGUGAUUGUGGCGUUCUAUGGUUGCCACACCUGACAGACCUACUGUACCAGUCUUCCCCCGUAUCAUUAGUCCCCUGAUACCAGAGGUGCACCUUACAGGCAAAUUAAAAUGUUAGAUUGACAGGGUUUAUACUUUCUUCCUUAUUGUUAUUAAAAAAAAUUAGUAUUGUAUGUUGAACUCUGUCCUUUGUGUUCUUUUGGACUAAACAAAUGUGCUUUUUCCAUGUGUAUAUUGUGUAGUUAUUGUUUAGUUUGACUAUAUCAUAGUGAUGAGUGGUCAAAGCCUUGUAAAGACAUUGUUCUGUUUAUUUUUCUUCUUAUGGACGACUAACAAUCUUGUCUGCGCACUCAAAUAAAUGCAACUGUUUGUGCUUUUGUGA
Messenger RNA from Etheostoma spectabile (orangethroat darter), 3050 nucleotides. It is a transcript of the gene pak2b, whose product is annotated as p21 protein (Cdc42/Rac)-activated kinase 2b. Gene Ontology annotation, biological process: protein phosphorylation. Lineage: Eukaryota; Metazoa; Chordata; Actinopteri; Perciformes; Percidae. The record is from RefSeq and is a predicted model, not a curated record. Gene Ontology annotation, molecular function: protein serine/threonine kinase activity; ATP binding. The coding region runs from base 444 to 2036 and encodes 530 amino acids. The transcript is spliced from 15 exons.